Messenger RNA from Serpula lacrymans var. lacrymans S7.9, 450 nucleotides. RefSeq lists its product as uncharacterized. The coding region runs from base 1 to 450 and encodes 149 amino acids. The transcript has a single exon. The record is from RefSeq and is a predicted model, not a curated record. NCBI's taxonomy places the organism in Eukaryota, Fungi, Basidiomycota, Agaricomycetes, Boletales, Serpulaceae.
AUGGUUGCCGACUUCAUUUCUGCGGAUUACAGCUGGAUGACAUCCCCCGACAGCAAACAAUGCACACACAUAUUAUUCAAAGCCGGCAAGAAUUUCCAGGGAUAUUUUUCGAAUGAAGAUGUUCUCCGCCAUGCAUGUCAAGCAAUGGAUCUUCUUGAAAAUUGGUAUCCCACUGAAACUCAUGUCCUUGUCUUCAACAACGCACCCACUUACCUCAAACAAGCAGACAACGCUCUUUCUGCCCGCAAGAUGUCAAAAUACCCAACAAAACCUGGGAGACCAUUUGUUGGUGUUCAGAGGAAUGUUGUUGACAAAAGCGGGCAACCGGUCUACAGAACAAAUGGUAAGGUCAUGAAGGAGAAAGUACAAAUGGCAGAUGCUUGGCUUGCAGACGGCUCACCACAGUCACUGUACUUCCCGCCAGGAGAUCCACAGGAAGGCGCCUUUUGA